GAAAUACUCGAGACAAAUAUAAUACAUCUGUAUUUUAACACCGUCUUUUUAUAAAACUGAUUCCUGGUCAUCCGCGAUAUUAUAAUGGAGUCAAAAUCGUCGUCACUGUUUUUAGGCUUAGAUUUGAGCACCCAGCAACUAAAAGUUAUUGCAAUUGAUGACAACCUGAGUAUUGUUUUCGAGGAAAGUGUAAUCUUUGAUAAAGACCUGCCACAAUUCCAUACUCAAGAUGGUGUUUGCAGACAUAAGGAUAUGCUAUGUGUGACUGUGCCAACACUUCUUUGGGUCACUGCUUUCGAUCUUUUGUUAAAACGAAUGAAAGAAAAAGGAUUUGAGUUUGAUAGAGUCGUUAGUUUAUCUGGUACAGGACAGCAGCAUGGUAGUGUAUAUUGGAAGUCUGAAAGUGAAAAACUCUUAAAGAAUUUGGAUCCUGAAAAAAGUUUGUCUGACCAGCUAAAGGACUGCUUUGUCGUUGAUGACUCUCCAAUCUGGAUGGAUUCUAGUACAACUGAACAAUGUAAAACAUUAGAGGAGUCUGUUGGUGGUGCGCAAGCACUUGCCAACAUUACUGGUUCAAAAGCUUAUGAAAGAUUCACAGGCAAUCAAAUUGCUAAAAUAUUUCAACAUAAUCCAAAAGCAUAUGACAAAUGUGAGCGCAUUUCCUUGGUAAGUAGUUUCUUGGCAUCCCUGUGCUAUGGUGGUUAUGCACCUAUUGAUUAUAGUGAUGGGUCUGGAAUGAAUCUCAUGAAUAUCUUCACCAAAACAUGGGAGUUAGUUUGCCUCAAUGCUUGUGCUCCAGACCUUAAAGAAAAGCUUGGUGAGUUAGUUUCAUCAUCAAAACAUAUAGGAAAGAUCUCGAGAUAUCUUUCACAGAGAUAUGGCUUUCCUAAAUCAUGUGAUAUUGUUGCAUUUACUGGCGAUAAUCCUGCUUCUCUUGCCGGGGUUUGCUUGAAGAAGACAGACUUAUGUAUUAGUCUUGGAACCAGUGACACUCUCAUGUUGUGGCUUGAUAACCCCAAACCAACAACUAAGGGACAUGUUUUUGUUAAUCCCAUUGAUGAAAGUGCCUACAUGGCUUUAUUAUGUUUUAAAAAUGGUUCCUUGGUUCGUGAGACUAUCCGCAACAGAUGUUGUGAAAGUUCCUGGGAGGAGUUUGAGGAAAGUUUGAGAAACAGUCCACCUGGAAAUAAUGGCAAUAUUGGGAUGUAUUUUCAUGAAACGGAGAUCACACCAUUUGCUCAAGGUACAUAUAGGUUUAACAAUGAUGAUGUUGCUUUGCAGUUCUUUACAAAAGAUGAAGAGAUAAGAGCUUUGGUUGAGGGGCAAUUCUUGGCCAAACGUGUUCAUGCUGAAGCACUCGGCUUUCAUAUCACUGAAGAAACCAGAAUUCUUGCAACUGGAGGAGCAUCCAAGAACAAAGCUAUACUUCAGGUCUUAUCAGACAUAUUUCAUGCCCCAGUGUUCAUCAUACACGGAACUACUAAUUCAGCAUGCUUGGGUUCUGCUUAUCUGGCCUUAUAUGGAGUUUGUGGUCAAAGUAAAGUUGGUUUUCAUGACUUAUUCUAUAAAUCAGAUAAAUAUGAAAUGGCUGUGUUACCAAAUGUUAAAACCAGAGAUAUUUAUGAUAAAAUGGUUAAGCGAUAUAAAUUACUUGAGGAAAAAGUUUCAAAUUGAAAAUGUUCAAAUCUGUACAUGGUUGCAGAAUACGUAAUUAUUGCUGAUAAUGUGAAAUUAUGACUUAUUGGCCAUGCGCAAAGGUACUGGUAAUGAAAAUUAAUCUGAAAGUAAUAGCAUGGAUCUUAAGGCUGAUUUCCAUUCACUGCAAAUUGUCGCGCGAUCACUUUCAUUUCAAUUGUAAGCUCUCAAACGGAACAGUUUCACACUGCAGCAUAUAAUUCAAAAGAAAGUGAUUGCAAAAUUGAGCGCGACAAUUCCACUGAAUGGCAGUCAGCUUACAGCCAAUGAUCUUCGCCAUCUUAGUUAGCGAUGACACAUGCGCAAUACCCUUGCGUCUAGUUACCAUGAAAUCGAUUGUCAAUCAAAGGUUCUAUUUUUGUGCUACAUAAAGGCUGAUUUCCAUUCAGUGCAAAUUGUCGCGCGAUUGAUUUUUGCGAUCACUUUCUUUUGAAUUGUGUACAGCAGUGUGAAGCUGUUCUGGUCGAGAGCUUACAAUUGAACAGAAAGUGAUCGGAAAUAGUCGAUCGCGCGCGACAAUUUGCACUGAAUGGAAAUCAGCCUUUAGCCUGUCUUUGUCUCACUUUUCAUGAAAGAGUAAGUACACGACGGUAAGAAAGCACAAAGUAUAUUAGUGCAUGCAAAUAACAAAGGUUUUUCAUUUUGAAAAUUAAGGCUUUGCACGUGGAUCUGACUGGGUCUAAUAUCACAUUGAAAAGAAUGAAAUUCACAGCAUGAUACACACUGGCACUGAAAUGUGUCAAUGAAAUACUUGGGUCAAUACUUCACUAAAAUGUGUGAGGUUUUGACUUUUUGUCAGUGCACUGGACUGGACAUCAAAUUUAAGAAUUUAUGUGGCCUAAUUUUUUUACCUACAUCUCACUCAACAUUGUUCAUUUGGAAAUAUUGUCGUAAAACUUGAUGCAACCGUACAGUCAGGCAAAUGAAAAUUUGUCUAAUGAAAUUUUCUAAUCCUUGUGAGGUUUUUAUUCAGCAAUAUUAGUUUAAAAACGAUGAGCUCAGACAAACAUGGUAGUUGAAGCACCUGGCGUACGGUCGAGAGUUUUGGAUGAGGACUCCAAUGGGAAACACGAAUGAUUCCAAGCGUGCUGACGCGGAUAAAAUCUCUUUCGAGGACGAGGUUACAAUACAAACACAGUCCACUAAAAACGCCGAAUCUACUGAAGGUAUGUUCAAAAGAAAUAUCGAUGAAUCACAUAUACAGUUUGGAAGCUCGUUGGUUCACGUGGUAUAGUAGUGGGAAAACUGUUCAUGAUGUUGCUGAAGAUGUGUAAAAACAACUACUAGCGUCUUUCCUUUAAGACGAAGAAUCUGAUUUCGAAAGUGAAGAGGAAGCAAUCUCCACAAGUGCACUCUGCAAAAUUUGUGUAUGCAGAUGGGGUAUUGUAAGAAGAGAAUGGAAUGUACUCUAAGGAAUGUACUCUAAGGAAUGUUAUUGAUGAGGGAUAGUACAAGGACCAAUAGAGAAAAAUGCGGCUUCUCUGUGAGAUUGUAGAAAGAUUAGUUCACGUUCAUUCACGAGAAUAAUCAAAAUGACUGUGAUGAUGGAGAUGAGUGUCUUUAUUAUUUGAUGCCUUUUCGUUUCGGCUACGCUGCGAAAAAUUCAAGAGUUCGGAAUGAAUUCGAGGUGUUGGAAAUGCUUGGAAAAGGAGGAUUUGCUUCAGUUGUCAAGGUACGUAAUAAAUUGGACGGCUGUCUCUAUGCGAUCGAAAUAGUUUCUUUGAAUCUGAAAAUUGUGCUGUUUAAUCCCAAAAUUACUCGAGAAGAGAAGUUACUUUCUAGUUUGAAUCAUGAAAAUAUUGUAAGUUGGUCUUUGGCAUGAACUUGAAGAGUUGGUGAAGUUGACUACGAAUGCUCAGAUAUAUUCUCGAUUAGUUUGUGACGGAGCAAGCUCUGAAAUUUGUACUUGUAUAUGCGCUUAGCAAAUUUUCAAACCUAUAUUUUUGGCACGCUCUUUGUACUCUUAAGCUUUUGUAGACAAAUGCAUAUCAAACUCAUCAACACUUUGUUACGCCCCUCGUAAUAUCCGUGACAAGAUGUUACAAUUCGUGGAUUGAAGUAGAAGAAAUACUUGAAAAUGAAACUUUCAACAGUGAAACAAAAUCAAGCACGACAGAGGAGAAACAACGACGCCAGGUUGAAGAUAGCUUGAUGAAAUUGAAAGUAGUUGAAGCACCUAGCGUACACUCGAGCGUUUUGGAUAAGGACUCUUUCACCAAUGGAAACACCAAUAAGAUAAAUAUGAAAUGGCUUUGUUACCAGAUGUUAAAGCCAGAGAUAUUUAUUAUAAAAUGGAUGAGCGAUGUCAGUUACUUGAGCAAAAAGAUUCAAACUGAAAAA
Xenia sp. Carnegie-2017 is the source of this 4035-nucleotide messenger RNA. Its product is annotated as xylulose kinase-like. Gene Ontology annotation, biological process: D-xylose metabolic process; xylulose metabolic process. Gene Ontology annotation, cellular component: cytosol. NCBI's taxonomy places the organism in Eukaryota, Metazoa, Cnidaria, Anthozoa, Malacalcyonacea, Xeniidae. The transcript is spliced from 8 exons. Bases 85 to 1674 code for a protein of 529 amino acids. The record is from RefSeq and is a predicted model, not a curated record. Gene Ontology annotation, molecular function: D-xylulokinase activity.